AUGGAUAAAAUUAACUUGGUUUCGGUCAACCUGUACUUAUACAUCAAAUUACCUGUAUCAGAGUUUGCGCCAGGUUCGCUACUGUCGCGUCAGCACUGGCCAGUCGAUUUCGCUGCCUCUCCAAAUGUUCCAGAAGAACCGCGUGAUGUCGCUGGAUUUCCUGCAGUCGUUUUCGAGUCACAGGGGUCUGGAAUGUGGUAG
Opisthorchis viverrini is the source of this 201-nucleotide messenger RNA. RefSeq lists its product as hypothetical. The annotation marks the transcript as partial. The transcript has a single exon. The record is from RefSeq and is a predicted model, not a curated record. Lineage: Eukaryota; Metazoa; Platyhelminthes; Trematoda; Opisthorchiida; Opisthorchiidae.